CUGAGCUUGAUGGGAAAACUGUGUCAACGGAGGUUGAGGAGAAAAAUGAAAUAUCUGAACUGGUUGGAAUAGCGGAGACAUCUGAACUUGAUUGAAUGGCGGAGAUAUCCGAACUUGGCGAGAAAUCAGAGAUGCCUGAAGUUGAUGGGAUUACUGAAUCAUCGGAACUUGAUGGGAUAAAGGAGUUAUCUGAACUAGUUGCAAAAAUUGCAGUGUCUGAGCUAGAUGGAAAAGAGGAUAAAUCCGAAGGAAUAAAUGAGGCAUCUGAACCGCUUUGUAUAGCGGAACCAUCAGGCGAUGAACUAGAUACUGCAGAUUCUGUUGUUGAACUAAGAACAUCUGUCACUGACGGUGAACUGAAAACCGCUGAAUCUGUACUUGAAAUAGGGACUGGUGACUGUGAUGCAAGAUCAGAUAUUGGUGGUUCUACGGAUGCACUAGGGAUUAUCGUGUCUGAAGCUGAAGUAGAAACUGCAUUAUCUGUUGUUGAACCAGGGACUAUCGAGUCUGAUGCUGAAGUAAAGACCACAGAAUCUGUUGUUGAGCCAAAGGCUACCGAGUCUGUUGUUGAACUAGACGCUGGCGAGUCUGUUGUUGACAGGGCUAUUGAAUCUGUUGUUGAACUUAACACUGGUGAGUCUGUUGUUGAACCAAGGGCUAUAGAGUCUGUUGUUGAACUAAACACUGCCGAGUCUGAUGUUGAACUAAACACUGGUGAGUCUGUUGUUGAGCCAAGGGCUAUCGAUUCUGAUGUUGAACUAAACACUGCCAAAUCUGUCGUUGAACCAAGGGCUGUCGAGUCAGAUGUUGAACUUAACAAUGGUGAGUCUGUUGUUGAACCAAGGGCUACCGUGUCUGUUGUUGAACUAGACGCUGGCGAGUCUGUUGUUGACAGGGCUAUUGAGUCUGUUGUUGAACUAAACACUGGUGAGUUUGUUGUUGAACUAAACACUGGCGAGUCUGUUGAUGAACUAAACACUGCCGAGUCUGAUGUUGAACUAAACACUGGUGAGUCUGUUGUUGAACCAAGGGCUAUCGAGUCUGUUGUUGAACUAGACACUGCCGAAUCUGUUGAACCAAGGGCUAUCGAGUCUGAUGUUGAACUAAACACUAGCAAGUCUGUUGUUGAACUAAACACUGGCGAGUCUGUUGUUGAACUAAACACUGCCGAGUCUGAUGUUGAACUAAACACUGGCGAGUCUGUUGUUGAACCAACUAUCGAAUCUGAUGCCGAAGUAACGACUGCUGAGUCUGCAGAGUUUGUAACUGGUGAACUAAAGACUGCUGUGUCUGUUGUUGAGUUUAACACUUCUGACCCUGUUGUUGAACCAGGGACUACCGAGACAGACGCUGAACUAGAUACUGCUGAGUCUGAGGCUGUGAUAGAGAGAGCGGAAUCUGAGGCCGAAUUUGAUACCGUGCUGACGGCUGAUUCACUGGUUACACUUGAUCCCACUAAUCCAGGAGCUACAACGAAGUAUCAAAAAUUCUAA
Lingula anatina is the source of this 1493-nucleotide messenger RNA. RefSeq names its product titin homolog. NCBI's taxonomy places the organism in Eukaryota, Metazoa, Brachiopoda, Lingulata, Lingulida, Lingulidae. The record is from RefSeq and is a predicted model, not a curated record.